This is a messenger RNA of Phialemonium atrogriseum, 3552 nucleotides long. RefSeq names its product Phosphoglucose isomerase-domain-containing protein. The transcript is spliced from 8 exons. NCBI's taxonomy places the organism in Eukaryota, Fungi, Ascomycota, Sordariomycetes, Cephalothecales, Cephalothecaceae. Bases 1 to 3552 code for a protein of 1183 amino acids. Gene Ontology annotation, biological process: glucose 6-phosphate metabolic process; gluconeogenesis; protein phosphorylation. Gene Ontology annotation, molecular function: protein serine/threonine kinase activity; ATP binding; monosaccharide binding. Gene Ontology annotation, cellular component: cytosol. The record is from RefSeq and is a predicted model, not a curated record.
AUGUCGUGGAAACUGACCAAGAAGUUGAAGGAUACCCAUCUGGGUCCUCUGGCCAACACCUUCUCUCGGUCUCCUUCAACUUCGACCAUUACCGACAAAGACGAGAAGAGCCAGGUCGCCAUAUCGCCUUCUCCGACUCCUAGCAAUGAAAAUACCAUUGCCGCCUCAGAAGCCCUCACCCAGGCACCUGUGGUUAAGACCCCAAAGCCCGGUAUCCUUGUCAUCACUCUCCACGAAGGCCAGGGCUUUUCCCUCCCCGAGCAGCAUCGAAGUACUUUUGGCCAACAACAUGCCGGCGCCUCGUUGUCGACAGGAAAUGCCCUGAACAUGGCCGGUUCCAUACGCCCCAGCUCGUCCCAGCGAGCCACGGGCUCCUUCGUAAACGGUUCGGCCAGGCCGCAGACCUCGUCGGGCGGGUUCAGCGGCAUCCCCACCAACCACGGCCGCAUCUCGACCAAGUACAUGCCAUAUGCCCUGCUGGAUUUCGACAAGGUCCAGGUCUUUGUCAACUCGGUCGAGGGCACACCCGAGAACCCCCUGUGGGCGGGAUCGAAUACACAAUACAAGUUCGACGUGUCGAGAGUGACGGAGCUGGCGGUCCAUCUCUAUAUGCGGAACCCCAACGCCACGCAGGGCUCGGGCCGAAGCCAGGACAUCUUCCUCGGCGUCGUGCGCAUCAACCCGAGAUUCGAGGAGCGGCAGCUGUACGUCGAGGACCCCAAGGCGAGCAAGAAGGACCGGGAGAAGGCGGCGGCCGAGCACGCGAACCGGGAGCGGGCGCUCGGCUUCCACGGCGAGCAAUGGGUCGACGUCCAGUACGGCACGGGCAAGCUGAAGAUCGGGGUCGAGUACGUCGAGAACCGGGCGGGCAAGCUGAAGAUUGAGGACUUUGAGCUGCUCAAGGUUGUGGGCAAGGGUAGCUUCGGAAAGGUGAUGCAGGUCCGGAAGAAGGACACGUACCGGAUUUACGCCCUCAAAACAAUUCGCAAGGCCCACAUCAUCUCGCGGUCUGAGGUUGCUCACACGCUGGCGGAGCGGUCCGUCCUCGCGCAGAUCAACAACCCCUUCAUUGUGCCGCUUAAAUUCACCUUCCAGAGCCCCGAGAAGCUGUACUUUGUCUUGGCCUUCGUCAACGGCGGCGAGUUGUUCCACCACCUGCAGAAAGAGCAGCGCUUCGAUGUUAACCGCAGUCGAUUCUACACAGCCGAGCUGCUCUGUGCCCUUGAGUGCCUGCACGGGUUCAACGUCAUCUACCGCGACCUCAAGCCCGAGAACAUCCUGCUCGACUACCAGGGCCACAUCGCCCUUUGCGACUUCGGUCUCUGCAAGCUCGACAUGAAGGACGAGGACCGGACGAACACGUUCUGCGGCACGCCCGAGUAUCUCGCCCCCGAACUGCUUAUGGGACAGGGCUAUAACAAGACGGUCGAUUGGUGGACCCUCGGGGUUCUCCUGUACGAGAUGUUGACGGGGCUGCCGCCGUUCUACGACGAGAACACCAACGAGAUGUAUCGCAAGAUCUUGAGCGAGCCUCUACACUUCCCAGGCCACGAGGUGGUGCCGCCGGCGGCCAAGGACCUGCUAACGAAGCUUUUGAACCGUGAUCCUCAGCAUCGUCUAGGAGCUAAUGGCUCGGCUGAGAUCAAGGCGCACCCCUUCUUCCACGCCAUAGAUUGGCGGAAGUUGCUGCAGCGGAAGUAUGAGCCUGCGUUCAAGCCCAACGUGGUCGAUGCCCUCGACACGGCCAACUUCGACCCCGAGUUCACGUCGGAGCCGCCGCAGGAUUCGUACGUCGAAGGCCCCGUGCUCUCGGAGACGAUGCAAAACCAGUUCACCGGUUUCAGCUACAACCGGCCCAUUGCGGGCCUCGGCGAUGCGGGCGGUAGUGUGAAGGAUCCCUCGUUUUCGCACCGCGACAGCGUCGGCAAGUCAUUCGUGCUGAAGGAGGCCUUCGCCUCGGACCCCAAGCGCUUCGACAAGUUCAGCCGCACCUUUGUGCUCCCGGAGGGCGUCGCCUCGUGCCCCGGUGGCGGCGGAACCGACAUCCUGUUCGACUUCAGCAAGAACUUCCUGACCGACGAGACGCUGGACCUGCUGGUCAAGCUGGCCGAGCAGGCCGGCGUGGAGAAGAAGCGCGACGCCAUGUUCGCCGGCGAGAGGAUCAACUUCACCGAGGACCGCGCCGUCUACCACGCGGCGCUGCGGAACGUCGGCGACUGGGACAUGAAGGUUGACGGCGUCGACGUCAUGAACUCCAAAGGGGGUGUCAACGAGGUCCUGGAGCACAUGAAGGUCUUCUCUGAGGAGAUCCGUAGCGGGUCGUGGACUGGCUUCACGGGGAAGAAGCUCACGAACGUGGUCAACGUUGGGAUUGGAGGGUCGGACCUCGGCCCCGUGAUGGUCACCGAGGCGCUCAAGCACUACGGCGCAAAGGACAUGACGCUGCACUUCGUCUCCAACAUCGACGGCACGCACAUGGCCGAGGCUCUCGCGGCAUCGGAUCCCGAGACAACACUGUUCCUGAUCGCGUCCAAGACGUUCACGACGGCCGAGACGACGACCAACGCGAACACGGCCAAGGCGUGGUUCCUCGAGAAGACGGGCGGCAAGGGCGAGAUCGCCAAGCACUUUGUGGCGCUGUCGACCAACGAGGCCGAGGUGACCAAGUUCGGCAUCGACGCCAAGAACAUGUUCGGGUUCGAGAGCUGGGUUGGCGGGCGCUACUCGGUGUGGAGUGCCAUCGGGCUGAGCGUGUCGCUGUACAUUGGAUACGACAACUUCCGCCGCUUCCUGGCCGGCGCGCACGAGAUGGACAAGCACUUCCGCACGGCGCCCCUGAGGGAGAACAUCCCGGCCCUCGGCGGCCUGCUCAGCGUCUGGUACUCGGACUUCUUCAACGCCCAGACGCACCUGGUGGCACCCUUUGACCAGUACCUGCACCGCUUCCCGGCCUAUCUCCAGCAGCUGUCGAUGGAGUCGAAUGGCAAGACGAUCACGUCGGAUGGGACGCCGGCGAAGUACACGACGGGCCCCAUCCUCUUCGGCGAGCCGUGCACCAACGCGCAGCACUCCUUCUUCCAGCUCGUGCACCAGGGCACUAAGCUGAUCCCGACCGACUUCAUCCUGGCGGCCAAGUCGCACAACCCUAUCUCGGAUAACCUGCACCAGAAGAUGCUGGCGUCCAACUACCUCGCGCAGGCGGAGGCGCUCAUGGUGGGCAAGACGGCGGAGCAGGUGCGGGCCGAGGGCGGCGUGGCGGACGCGCUGGUGCCGCACAAGGUCUUCCUCGGCAACCGGCCGACGACGAGCGUGCUCGUGGGCGGGCACAUUGGCCCCGCCGAGCUGGGCGCCCUCAUCGUCUACUACGAGCACCUGACCUUCACUGAGGGGGCCGUCUGGGACAUCAACAGCUUCGACCAGUGGGGCGUCGAGCUGGGCAAGGUGCUGGCCAAGAAGAUCCUGAAGGAAAUCGACGAGCCUGGCAACGGAGAGGGCCACGAUGCCUCGACUGGUGGGCUGUUGUCCGCUUUCAAGAAGUACGCCCAUCUGUAG